AAGACGGGGGUCGGAGGAGAAAGCUACUUCCGUUUCCGUACAGACCACAAGGAGCAAAAAUACCAUGGCGAAGGCCGGGGAAAAGAGCGGCGGCAGCGGAAACAAAGGCUUGAAACGCAAAGCUGCUACUGAAGAACCUCAGGAGGCUGCAGUCGCUGAGGAUGGGACGACGGAAAGUGGGGUCCAACCCUCGAAGGCGGCUGCCUUUCCUCCAGGCUUCAGCGUUUCGGAGAUUAAGAACAAACAGCGGCGACACUUAAUGUUCACGCGGUGGAAACAGCAGCAGCGGAAGGAAAAGUUGGCAGCUAAGAAAAAACUUAAAAAAGAGAGAGAGGCUCUUGGUGAUAAGGCUCCACCAAAGCCUAUACCGAAGACCAUUGACAACCAGCGAGUGUAUGAUGAAACCACAGUAGACCCUAAUGAUGAAGAGGUUGCUUAUGAUGAAGCUACGGAUGAAUUUGCUUCUUACUUCAACAGACAAACUUCUCCCAAGAUUCUCAUCACUACAUCAGAUAGACCUCAUGGGAGAACAGUACGACUCUGUGAACAGCUCUCCACAGUUAUACCAAACUCACAUGUUUAUUACAGAAGAGGACUGGCUCUGAAAAAAAUUAUUCCACAGUGCAUCUCAAGAGAUUUCACAGACCUGAUUGUUAUUAAUGAAGAUCGUAAAAUACCAAAUGGAUUAAUUCUGAGUCACUUGCCAAAUGGCCCAACUGCUCAUUUUAAAAUGAGCAGUGUUCGUCUGCGUAAAGAAAUUAAGAGAAGAGGCAAGGACCCCACAGAACACAUACCUGAAAUAAUUUUAAACAAUUUUACAACACGGCUGGGUCAUUCUGUUGGACGUAUGUUUGCAUCUCUCUUUCCCCAUAAUCCUCAAUUCAUUGGAAGGCAGGUUGCCACAUUCCACAAUCAACGGGAUUAUAUCUUCUUCAGAUUUCACAGAUACAUAUUCAAGAGUGAAAAGAAAGUGGGAAUUCAGGAACUUGGACCACGUUUUACCUUAAAAUUAAGAUCUCUUCAGAAAGGAACCUUUGAUUCUAAAUAUGGAGAAUAUGAAUGGGUACAUAAGCCCCGGGAAAUGGAUACAAGUAGAAGAAAAUUCCAUUUAUAAAGUACUGAGGGGAUAGUAUUGGAUUGUGCUGAACAGGCCUAUCUUGAAUUUAUGAAAGAAGAACCUUUUCAAAAUGGCAUUUACUGAUUUCAUAAGCCUUCUGUCAUGUCUGGAUAAAGUACCAAGUGCCAUGAAUUGCCACUCACUAUUUAUGUAGCAAAUAAAAGGUCAUUUUGGUAAGAGUUUAUAAAUUCAAGUUUCCUAAAGCUUAAUUCUCUUAUUUUUAGGUAAUUGUUAAUAGUUGAAAUUGGGAUCAGUAGUCAAACUAACAUUCCUGUUUGUACUUUCAUGGAACAUGUGGGCUGGAGAGAAAUACAGUGCUUGGUAAAUA
This is a messenger RNA of Aethalodelphis obliquidens (Pacific white-sided dolphin), 1445 nucleotides long. It is a transcript of the gene RPF1, whose product is annotated as ribosome production factor 1 homolog. The coding region runs from base 65 to 1114 and encodes 349 amino acids. The transcript is spliced from 9 exons. Gene Ontology annotation, biological process: maturation of 5.8S rRNA; maturation of LSU-rRNA. The record is from RefSeq and is a predicted model, not a curated record. Gene Ontology annotation, molecular function: rRNA primary transcript binding. Gene Ontology annotation, cellular component: preribosome, large subunit precursor; nucleolus. Lineage: Eukaryota; Metazoa; Chordata; Mammalia; Artiodactyla; Delphinidae.